CAUCAGCACCAGAGCUCCCUGUAUCUGCUCAAACCUACAGACUGCAGCGCUUCAUGUACGGGGCCUUUCCAGCCAUGAACUCUACAGGCCUCCCUAUCAAUACCACCCAGGUGUCCAUCGUUAAUAAUAAAACUCUUGAAAUUGUGAGAAUGACAUUUUUGAUCCUCUCCUACUUCUGCUUUUGUUUUUUUAUCUAUUUCAUCACCAUGAUAUUAUACAUCUUCUUCUCCAACGCCCAAAUACGAGAGUCGGCUCGGUAUGUGCUUUUUGCCCACAUGCUCAUUAAUGAUACAUUGUAUCUAAUAGGUGGACUUUUCCUUCUGGUGGCUUCCUUGUACCUGGCUUUCAUACCCGUCCCAGUGUGUUAUGUUAUAGUCACCCUUGUGUCGUGCACGUUUAGGAUCACUCCAUACAAUCUGGCUGUGAUGUCUCUGGAACGAUAUGUAGCCAUUUGCCACCCACUCAGGCACGCAGAGUUUUGCUCUGGGCACAGAUCGACUACAGCCGUUGCACUCAUAUGGGCCUUGGGGCUCACCCCAAAUGUUGUUGAUUUCAUCACCUUGAGCCUCUCAGCUGAGAAGAGAUUUUUUUCACUCCGUGUGAUAUGUUCCAAAGAGACGUUAACAGUGAACCCGACUCAAAAUACAAUUAGAUCCAAUGUUUUGGUGAUAACCUUAUGCCUGGUGGCCUCCAUAAUCAUCUAUACCUACAUUAAGGUCAUGCUGGUUGCUCAUAAGCUCGGCUCAGGAACAUCCUCUGCCAUCAAGGCUGGUAGAACCGUUCUGCUCCAUGCUCUCCAGCUUCUCUUGAGUAUGAUGUCCUUAAUAUCUUUAUAUAUUGAGGUCAAUGUUAAAGAAUACGUUGUCCUCUUGGCCAUUAGCAACUUUCUUUUCUUCAUGUGCCUUCCAAGGUUUCUCAGUCCUCUAAUCUACGGACUGAGGGAUGAGGUAUUUGGCAAAUAUCUAAGAAAGCUUUACUCUGUCCAUGUCUCUAUCAAGCUAAGAUGA
This is a messenger RNA of Xenopus laevis (African clawed frog), 1007 nucleotides long. Its product is annotated as odorant receptor 131-2. The record is from RefSeq and is a predicted model, not a curated record. The transcript is spliced from 2 exons. The coding region runs from base 54 to 1007 and encodes 317 amino acids. NCBI's taxonomy places the organism in Eukaryota, Metazoa, Chordata, Amphibia, Anura, Pipidae.